This is a messenger RNA of Ictalurus punctatus (channel catfish), 1596 nucleotides long. It is a transcript of the gene olah, whose product is annotated as oleoyl-ACP hydrolase. The record is from RefSeq and is a predicted model, not a curated record. Bases 210 to 860 code for a protein of 216 amino acids. NCBI's taxonomy places the organism in Eukaryota, Metazoa, Chordata, Actinopteri, Siluriformes, Ictaluridae. Gene Ontology annotation, biological process: lipid biosynthetic process. The transcript is spliced from 6 exons.
UCAAGUUUGUUCCCGCAGAAGAAGAGGAAGAAGAGAAACAGACGAGACUGAAGUUUGUGUUUGUGUGUUUCAGCUGUUUACCUCUCAGUACAACAGGCACCAUGUCAUACUAAACAGUAAACUUCUUAGUAUGGUUACUGUUUUAUGAGAUCAAAUACUUCAGGAUUCUAGCUGAUGGGAUCUGAUCUUAAAAUCAGAUUUGAAGGCACAUGAGGAAACCAAUGAAUUUCAAAAGUGGGAUGGAUAAGGUCAUAAACUGUUUCAAUAAAAGGCCUGAGGCUGUAGCAAGGCUGAUCUGUUUUCCCUGGGCAGGUGGAGGCUCCAUCCACUAUGCCCGCUGGGGAAGACUCCUUAACCACUCCAUUGAAGUGUAUGCAGUCAGAUUGCCUGGAAGGGAAGGCCGAGGAAAAGAACCCUUCUUCCAGAACAUGCAGCAGAUCCUUGAUGAGGUCCUUGGCGUGCUUUUGCCAGAGCUCAAAGAGAAACCAUUUGCUGUCUUUGGACACAGUUUUGGUGCCAUGACGAGCUAUGCUUUCACUGAAUAUGUGAAGAACGUUUACAAUCUUGAGCCUGUACAUGUGUUCCUCUCCGGCGCCUCGGCACCUUAUUCUGAAACUAGACUGCAGGCACCACGUAGGAGCCACCUGUCUGAUGAAGAAUUCCUCCAGUGGAUGAUCUCUCUUGGAGGAACGCCUCCUGAAAUCCUGGCCAAUCCUGAGGCGCUAAAGUUGUUCCUGCCAGCCUUGAGAGCAGACCUAAAUGUAGUAGAGAACUACAGCAUUCAGAGCCAUGACCAGUGGAGAUUUCAAUGUACAGAUGCUGCCUGGAUCACACUUCUACCUAAAAAAUGCUGCAAAUGAGAAAGUCAUACUGGACUAUAUGACAAAACAUCUAGAGACAGCUGAGAUGGACUACUUGUAGAAUACGUUUGGAUAUAAUCACUGCUCCUGUGGCAGUGGAACUCUUUACACAACAGAGUUUAAACAGAAAGGAAAGCAUUAUCACUGACAUUCUUAUAUUUCUGUACGAGCAUUAAUUCUUCUAUUAAUGUCAAUAAAUGAUAUUCUUAUAGUUAAGAUAAUUUUAGAUGUAUUUGUUCACUAAUUUUCAAAUGAUCUUUUGCUAAAUUACAUUUUGGUAAUGACUAAGUUGAGAAUGUCACUGAGGGAAAUUGGUCCUAGAUUUAAAGGUGUUACUUGUGCUAUUAAUUUGUUUUCCGUCUGACACAAUUUUCUUUCUGUAAUGGAAAAAAAAAAUUCUGUAGGUAAUCAUCUGUGUCAUGUGUACACUGUGUUUAGUCAAACACUACACAUUUAAUUAGCCAAAAAGACCCAUAAGAGGUUAAAUGCGUUAGGUUUGUUGCUUGUAUAUUAAUAUGAUUAAUUGGAUACUGAAAGUAGAAAUGAACAUUUAUUCAUUUUGGAUGACAUCCAGAUUUAAAUAAAAGUGAGGCAACUCCAACACAGAAAUAAGUAGUUAGGUAAAAUCCUCACACAAGGACAUAACUACUAUCUAAUGUCAUAUUUGAUGAUAGUAAUACAUGAAUAAAUUUAAAUAAAUAAAAAUGCAUUUAAAAAUAAAAUGUUACUAUGUUUA